UCCUGCUUCUCCGGCGCAUUUCCUGCUUUCUUUCUCUUCUUUCAUUCUCAUCAGCCUUGCUGCUCUUCCUCGUCUUCUCCCUCCUUUCUCUCCCUCGUGGUUUGCCUUGUGUGUUGUUGUGUCCACGGCCGUGCCAGCCUCGGAUCGUCUCCACCCGCCUUGAUCUUAUCUCAAUCUUGGGUCCCGCCUUCUAGAACCUUUUCUUUUUCUUCACUCGUCCUCGCGACUCUCCUCCUCCCCUCUUCCUCUCUCUCUCCCCCCACAGAUUCAUCAUGACUUCUCCCUCCACAAUCCGGCAGAGAUUCCUCUCCAAGCCCAACCAGUUGGGUGUGGUGGCCGUGGGCUUCAAUGGCGGCCAGUGCAAGAUGGGCGUCGAAGCGGCUCCGAUGGCUCUGGUCGAGGCCGGUCUCCUCGAGCAACUGCGCGACGAUCUGGGCUACGACCUGCACUAUGACGACCAGGUUCACUACUACGAGGACAAGAUGCCCGCCGCCGACCCCGACCACCGCGGCAUGAAGAAGCCCCGGUCGGUCAGUGCCGUCACCGAGGCGCUGAGCACGCAGGUCUAUGAGCACGCCAAGGAGGGCAAGUUUGUGCUGACCCUGGGCGGCGACCACUCGAUCGCGAUCGGUACCAUCUCGGGCACGGCCAAGGCCAUCCGCGAGCGCCUGGGCCGCGAGAUGGCGGUCAUCUGGGUGGAUGCGCACGCCGAUAUCAACAUCCCCGAGAUGAGCCCCAGCGGUAACAUCCACGGCAUGCCCAUGGCGUUCCUGACGCGCCUGGCUCGCGAGGAGCGUCCGGACAUUUUCGGGUGGCUGCAGGAGGAGCACAUUGUCAACACGCGCAAGCUGGUGUACAUUGGUCUCCGGGAUGUGGACCGGGGCGAGAAGCAGAUUCUCCGGGAGCAUGGCAUUAAGGCGUUCAGCAUGCAUGAUAUUGACCGGUACGGCAUUGGUCGCGUGGUCGAGAUGGCCCUGGCGCACAUUGGCAACGACACGCCGAUCCACCUGUCGUUUGACGUGGAUGCGCUGGACCCGCAGUGGGCGCCCAGCACGGGCACGCCAGUGCGCGGUGGACUGACGCUGCGGGAGGGCGACUUCAUCUGCGAGUGUGUGCACGAGACGGGCAACCUGGUGGCGAUGGAUCUGGUGGAGGUGAACCCCAGCCUGGAGGAGUCGGGGGCGAGCGACACGAUCCGGACGGGAUGUUCGUUGGUGCGGAGUGCGCUGGGCGACACGCUGUUGUAGAUUAGACCAAUGGAGUAUAGAUAGAGGAUGAUUUAUGAGCAAUAAAUUCGGCAGCAGUUUAUCGGCAUCAGGGUUGGGGCUAAUCCCGCCACCGCAUUUCCUGCACAUUUCCUGCCACCGGAUUUUCAUGGGAGUACUCCGUAAUGGGUACGCAGUACGGAGGACAUUCUUCAUUCUUUCUUCUUCACUUGUCAUCCUACUUUGUAAGGUUAAGCUGUCCGAUAAAUACCUGGUUUAAAAUUAUCUAUCGGUUUGUUAGAGCUGAGCAUUGGACCCGCACGGCAUCGCUUCAUCGGUCAGGAACACACCAAUGCGCUGGCAGUCAAGCCUCGACGAGUCAGGCGAAAGUGACGCUUCUGCCUGAUCUGAUACAAC
Aspergillus ibericus CBS 121593 is the source of this 1622-nucleotide messenger RNA. RefSeq names its product arginase. The transcript has 3 exons. The record is from RefSeq and is a predicted model, not a curated record. Gene Ontology annotation, molecular function: arginase activity; manganese ion binding. Bases 273 to 1247 code for a protein of 324 amino acids. Lineage: Eukaryota; Fungi; Ascomycota; Eurotiomycetes; Eurotiales; Aspergillaceae. Gene Ontology annotation, cellular component: cytosol; nucleus; cytoplasm.